Messenger RNA from Aspergillus neoniger CBS 115656, 165 nucleotides. RefSeq lists its product as uncharacterized. The record is from RefSeq and is a predicted model, not a curated record. Bases 1 to 165 code for a protein of 54 amino acids. NCBI's taxonomy places the organism in Eukaryota, Fungi, Ascomycota, Eurotiomycetes, Eurotiales, Aspergillaceae. The transcript is spliced from 2 exons.
AUGCCAAUCUGGGGUGAAGAGGUUGAUCGACAAGUCCUCAAUUUUGUAGACGUCUGUCGCAAUUUGGCGCCGGGGAAUCUCCACUGGAGCUUCACAAGCGGUCGUUAUCUGGGGGCUAAUGGAGAGUCCGUCCGAAGAACUCGCGUGAUGAGCGUGUCUACGUAG